Molecule: messenger RNA, 10638 nt
Organism: Prinia subflava (tawny-flanked prinia)
Lineage: Eukaryota; Metazoa; Chordata; Aves; Passeriformes; Cisticolidae
Gene: PLEKHA7
Product: pleckstrin homology domain containing A7
Exons: 26
Coding region: 5316-9068 (1250 amino acids)
Biological process (GO): cell-cell adhesion mediated by cadherin; zonula adherens maintenance; epithelial cell-cell adhesion
Cellular component (GO): zonula adherens; pore complex
Molecular function (GO): protein binding
Source: RefSeq, a predicted model, not a curated record
UGUUUGGUGAUAUGGAGCAGAAGUCACAAAACAACUUAAAUUGGGACAGUCAAUACAUGGGUCCCACUGGAAUUUCACUUCUGAAGCGACCUAAAAUAAAGUGUUUUAAUAGUCUGUGAUACAUAUGGAUUUUUAAAACUUUACAGUACUUUUUUCUUGAAUGCUUCAGGUAAUUUUGAAGAGUAAGUUGUCAUUUCCUUUUCUGUUUUUCAAGCUGGUUUUAAUCUAAAGCCAUGUAAAUUUGUUCUCCCCUUCCUAGUGCGUUAUAAAUUGCAAAAAUAAACAGUGGUUUAAGUGUGUUCCUGGUAGAUUUUCUUCACUUCUGACAUCUUUGUUAACUGAAUGUGCUGAAUGAGAGAAGGAAAUAUUUUCUCUGUACCUGCCCAGAAGCUGAAGGAUUAAACAAAAUUUUGAAAGUAUUUAAGAAAUACAUUCAUUACUUUAUCCCUUUAUGUUAUGGGCAAAUUAAAUUAACAAGGAUGAUGUUGAAGUGCAGAGUUUCCAAAAAUAAUAUGGGAAAGGCUUCUGUAGUAUUGUGUUGAAAUAAUUAUGUGUGCAUGCAUUUUGAAAAGCUCCUGAGAUGGUUUGGCAUCAAGGUCUUAAAAACAAGCCUUUACACUUCAUCUGCUAGGAAAAACCAAAUACAGCCCUCUGGACUUCUGAAUGCUGUAUGGUAAAAAAAAAAAAAAAAAUUCUGUGUCAUUCCACCUAAGAUAACAAUUGCUUUUGUAGUGGCUUUCAUUCUUUAAGAAAGUGGCGGAGUUCUAAUCCUGGAAAAUUUUGACAGUGAAGCUAUUCCUUCUUCCUAAUCAAUUUGUAUCAAAACACAUUUCUGUUAAAAAAUACAUUUAAAGUUAUAUAGUUAGCAGCUUCUCCCCUCCCCCUGCAAAGAGUAUUCCUGAAGCUCAAGGAGGUCAAAGACUGUCUAGUGGAAGCUUUUAUGGUACCUGAUGCUAGAUAAAUAAAUCUUCUUAGAGGUGAGCACUUGCCAUCCUCUAAAAACACGAUAAAUUCUAUACUUACUGACACAAGUUGCUUUGAGGAAAUAUUUCUGUAUUGGGUAUUUUUUUUUUUAUGCUGGAGAAAAAUAGUUACGUUUCUUUCAAAAGCUUUGUAAAAUGGUAGGAGCUAUUCUGUCUUAAGUCUUUCCUGGCAUUCAUGCUGUUUCAGUUGGGUCAGUCAGAAAUUGGCAGCAAACUUUCAACUUAUAGAUGUUUUUAUGUUCAUUUUCCUUCAUUUUGAAUUUGUGGAUCUUUACCAUUGUUUGGGAUAAGGACUCCUUUCACUAACUCAGUUUUCAAGUAGACUAUGGUAACUCUGAACUGUGAAAUUUUUUAUGUUUUUUCGUUAUUAUUUUUAAAAGUGCUUAAUUGUGAGGAGAAUUUGCUGGUCAACAGGUCUGACAAGUAGAGGAAGGAGUUUGUACUUAAUCUGAAAUGCAGCAGGAGAGGAAUGCCCUUCAAAGCUUUCUAGCUCUUAGGUUGAUAUCCCCCUCCCCCAUCAGUGUUGAAAACAGUUUCUGCAGGGCAUGAAAAACAGGUUUUUAUUUAUGUAAUGUUUCUGUGAAAAUCAACUUUAAAAAUACUAAAAGAAUAACAGCUUUUAGAAAUUCUGAGUUUUGAAAAGCAAGGAUUUGAAUGCUUGGAAGAAAAGCACACCUGCCCACUCAAAUGGGCUGCUGCUUCAUAUGGUCUUAAUAAUAAUGUGGGGGUUUUUUUGUAUAGGCUUCUUAGGUUGCCUGCUAAAGAAGCUUAUCUUAAAUGUCACAGCUGCCUUUUUAAAGUUGCCUGGUAUAAGGAUAUCCUGUAUAAUUUGUUAUCUUAACUGCUCAGAGUAGUUGCAAACAGCUGAGGGACCUACAAUUGUCAGAUGAAUUCUUGCCUUGUAACUGAUGGGGAAGUGCUCCUUGUUUCAAGACAAGUGAAAUACUUGUGACCUGUGCAAUCGAUACCAUUUGUUGAAACAUGCAUAUACUAAGUGAUGUUGUAAAUGACAGACCUUCUGAGGAUUAUGAGGAGUUAUUUCCUGUGGGUAUUGGGAAAUUGUACUCUCUGCCUAGGUGGGUAGGCUGGUGCUCUGGAGAGGAGACUUGCUGAGUCAAAAUGGGUGGGCACAGAGAUUGAGAAUUUCCUUCCAGGAUCAGAAGACAAAGGGACUAAGAGACCUGCAGACAUCCUGGGACAGCACUCAGGUUAGUGAUCUGGGAUAAAUUAUAGAGAGAGGAGUUUUUGUUAUGGUAUGCCUGAAGAAGGCUGAUUGAGGAGGAAGCCUACUACUGGUUGGAGAUUUAAUCUCCUCCAAUCUUAGGUGUGGCUUAACCAUUGUGAGGUAGUAAGGACACUUGUGAUUUCUUCUCUCCUUCCCCAGCCCAUCUCACUCCUUUAUGUGGGUGUGUGCACUCAUACAUGUAUUACUUACAUUCUGUAAGCACUGGAGGAGGAAUACAUACAGCUGUCUGAAAAAUGGCAGCUUUUAGUAGGUUGGGAUCUUGAUCAGAUAAGUGAUUUGUAGAUCUUCCUAUGGCUUGGUUUUACUCAGUGGCUGAUAGUAAACUUGUCUGUUUAGUAAGACCAGGAUGUAGAAAAUAGACACAAGCGAGGAUAACUCUGAAAGGAAAUAUUGAUUUAUUUGCUUCAAAAGUGAUGAAAAACGCAGCUGUAUUUAGGAAGAAAAGGGCUGUUGAACUAUUCCACCUGGAAGAAUGCAGCCUAAUGACUUUUGAUUUGACAAUCUCUCUCUCUCUCUACUGCAAGUGCUGGGUGAGCAAAAUGAUGAAAAAUACCUCAAUCCUACUGGUUUCCCCUGCUGUCAUGUUUGUUGCUAAACUCUGCCACCAUAAUCCUGCGUGGUUUCUGAGCUGCCUGAGUAACUUUGCGUUGUGGCUGGCAGGGCUUUGUCCAGAGGAAUCCGCCCUGGUGUUCAUGGCCAGCCAUGUGUGUGUUUCCUGACUGUUUUGUAGGUAUUCUGUCGUCUGGGGUGCUCAGACCACCACAAAUACAGUGUGUGCAUCCUGCUCUUUGUGGGGAGACUUCCAUCUCAGCUACGUACAAACCAAGCUUUGAGAAAAAGCUCACUGACUCAAAAAUGAUUUAACUCUUUUGAGUUUAUCUGUGCUCUUUCAGAUGAAAUGACCUAGUGAUUUCACUUGAAUAUUAAAGAGUAACUUCAUUUUAAAAUGCUUCGGUUUUAUAACAAAUAUUUAAAAAAAGUUCUUGGAACUUCAGCUGAAAACGUUGAAAAUGCCUUUGUAAAAACCAAACAUGGAUGGCUUGUGUCUGAAAAGAAGAAGUGUCUGAUACUCAAAUAAUUAAAAUGUCUUGUGUUCUAAAGUUGUUUUAAUAUUUUAACUCAAAUUUUGUGCUUGAUUGAGGGUUUGUAAUAGAUUGUAAAACUGUUUUGUGGUGGGUUUUUUUUCUUGUUUUUUAUUAUUGCACUGAGGCAAAAGAUCAAAAUGCCUUUUUUUCAUCUCAGAAGUAACACUUUCAAACCUGCCCAUUCUCUCCUGCUGCUGCCAGCUCCAUCUGAGCACAACUCUGCACUUUAGUGAGUGUGACCUUGCUGUCGGCUGCUGCAGGUGAACUGGCAGCUGAAAUAAGGUAUUUCCCUGCCUCCAAAGAAGUGCUUCCUCCUUGAGCUGUGUUUUGGGAAAAACAGAGCAACACCUCUCGCCACAGACUGUUCAGAGAGGAGCAGGAUGAGGGACCCAAGCUGUUGGGGACUGUCCUCAGGAAUAAAAGGAGUAAUUUGGGAGGCUGCCAAACUGCCAUUGGUUGAGCAGAUGCAACCAAGAGAGUGAUGUGUUAAAGAAUGUGCUCUUUGCUGUAGCGUAGGCUCAGGAUGGGAGAGGCCCCUCCUCAUGGCUGGGCAUCAGGAUUUUAGUGCUUGUGGAGGAUUGACUUCAGUUUAAAGGCUUUUCUUAAAGGCUUGUUUUGUUUUGUUUGUUUUCUUGUAAAUGAACGACUACUUUUAAGAUAAUUUUGGCAGGCUAAGUCAGAAAAGCAACAAAAAUGAUACCUGUGUGAAAGAUGCUGCUUCCAAGUAAGGGAAUUGAAGCUGUUGUAGCCAAAUUUCUAUUAACAGGAAAAUGUGUACUGUGUGAGCUUUGCUCCAUGAGAGAAAAAUCUGUUGAUUGUAGUUGUCUAUCAGUUGUUCCCCUCACAAUCAGUGGUACAUCUGAGAAUUACUGGUCUGACAUGGGGGAGAGUGAGGCAGUCUUGGAAAUUGUUGCCUAUUGUUGAAGAUGUUGCCUAUUUUUUAAGAUGUUGAAAUUGUUUUUACAUGUAUCCCUUAGGAGUUUCAAGCAGCACGAAAACUCCCCUUUCAGAAUCUGCUGAAGUGACAGUGCUCUGUUUGAAGGAGAGAGCAGCUUUCCCCAGGAAUUGGAUUAUGCUGAGAUUUAUGGGAGGACCAGAUGUACUUACUACUUAGAUUAACACAAAAAAAAAAAAAAAAAAUUCAAAAGCCACAUAGAGAAACUGGGUUCAAGCAUUCAUUCAAACUCUGAAUGAUACCUGCAGUUUUAGUUUACUUUAUUACCUGCUUUCCUUAUCUCAUUUUAGUUUCAAAACAAGCCGUGAGUCACACAUUCUUGUUCUAAAAGCUAAGUUGGAAGACCCUGGGGCAGGCUCGGCAGGGUUCUGCUGUGCCACGAGAGGGCAUUUUUUGUGCCAACUUUGCGACUGUUAAGGAAUAAAUCUACUUUUUACAUGUCUCACUUCAUAUUAGUCUUGAAAAGCAGUUGAAAUCAUGCAUCUUUUCUCUAAGCUCCUUAGUUUCAUAACUAAGAACAGGUUUAGAUCUUGAUUUUCUUAGAUAAUGUGGGGUUUUUGAAUGAUUUCUGUAAUUAGAGAAAGCCUGGGAAUUCAGACUAGAAUUGUGGUACAUUUGGAGUUUUGUGUCUGGUGAAGUUUAUUUAAAUGAUCUGCCUAGUAUUAAUGACAUUGAAGAAAAUAACUAUGCUAGAACUGUUUUUCCUUUUAGGACCAGUAACUUAAUGUGGUUCGAUGUGGGAGAUUGUGACAGUAAGAACAGUGUAUCCUUCUCUUUUGUUUAUACGGCAUAUGAGGCCAGCAAAACCAGAGGCAGUGUACUAGAAACACAGCAACAUCCCGUACUUUGAAUAUUGCGAGGUAUCAUUACGCAAACAUUUUAAUAGAGUUUGCAUUUAAUCACCGAAGAUCAGCACUAUUGUAAACGGCAGGAAAAAAGCUUCACUUGCCAUUUCACUGGGAGCUGCUCCCCGCUUGCAAUGGGAUGAGGCACUGCUGUUUUAGGUGAGCCCUGGAAGAGCUGGGGUGUCUGCAUGGGAUUGCUCCAUGGCGUGCCUGGGACGUGCGUGUGCCUGUUCCCUGGGAGCGUGCGUCCUGCCAGCAGCACGGAGCAGUCCUGGCGUGCUGUCCUCAAGCCAUAAUCAGCAGACCACGUCAUUUAGACAUCCUGUGACAGGACAGGUUUCUCCAGAAAAUAUUGAAUUUAUUUUGCGAGAAGAGCAGAAUUCAUCUAUGUCCAACCAACAAAUAAACCAAAGGCCUUCAAGCAUGGUCAGUGAAACAUCCACUGCAGUAACUACGUCUGCUGUUGAUACAAAACCUAGCUCUAAGGUUGUGAAGACUGGAAACAAAGUUCACAGCUUUGGAAAGAGGGAACAAGCGAUCAGGAGGAAUCUCAAUGUUCCUGUGAUAGUAAGAGGCUGGCUGCACAAACAGGAUAGCUCUGGAAUGCGAUUAUGGAAGAGACGAUGGUUUGUGCUUGCUGAUUACUGUUUGUUUUAUUACAAAGACAGCAGAGAAGAGUCUGUUCUGGGGAGCAUCCCAUUGCCUAGUUAUGUAAUAUCUCCAGUUGGACCUGAAGAUCGAAUAAAUCGCAAAUUUUCUUUUAAGGCUGUUCACACAGGUAUGCGGGCAUAUAUUUACAACAAGAAUUCUGUGAUUGGCUCUCAGGCAGAGCACACGGGGAUGCGGACGUACUACUUCAGUGCUGACACCCAGGAGGAUAUGAACGCCUGGAUCCGGGCCAUGAACCAGGCUGCCCUCAUGCAGACACGCUCCUCACUGAAGAGGGAAACUGAAAAAGUGGAUCAGCAAGCUGUUCCCCAAGUCAAUCAUGUGGAUGCCUGCAAAGAGUGUGUGAAGGCAGAGAUUACAGACACAAAAGAAAGUUAUCAGAAAUCAGCUGAAAAGCUUGGAUAUGAUAAGCGUGAAGAGAUAAGAAGAGAAAAGGAGGAGGAGGAGCGUCACAUCCACAGAAAAGAAACUCUGGAAACCAAAAAGGGAAAGUCUAAGCACGCGUUAACAGAAGCUGAUUCAUUAUUUCCAGACUUAACGAAUUCAUCGUGGUCCCAAGUAGCUCAGCCUCAACCAGCUGAGAAGAAUGGAACGCUUCCUAACUCAUUAACUAUGAGUGCUGGCCUAGUGGAGCAGAAUGGUACUGGCUCAUAUAAAAGAGGGUUUGUUCCCAGAACAAAUCCAGAUAAGCAGUUUCAAAGGAAAAGUAACAUGGCUCAAGUGGAGCACUGGGUAAAAGUCCAGAAAGGAGAUACAAAAAGCCUCACUUCUGAUCAGACUCUUACACGUCAGGGUCCCAAUCCUCCUUUUCCUGAGAACUAUCACACUUUGCCAAAGAAUACCAGGCAGCCUUCAGGGAGCUCACCACCACCAAACCGCAAUUUGCCGAGCGACUACAAAUAUGCACAAGAUCGUGUAAGCCACUUGAAGAUGUCCCAGGAAGAGAGGAAAGCAAAUAAGGAUGGAACUGUUUGGCAGCUCUAUGAGUGGCAGCAGAGACAGCAGUUCAAACAUGGCAGCCCCACGGCCCCGCUUUAUGUAGGUUCUUCAGACUUUAUGGAUCGUGCUAAGUCAAAAAGUUCAUUAGAUGUUCCACGAUCAAUAUCUGUUCCACCCUCUCCAUCUGAUAUUCCUCCACCUGGACCUCCAAAGAACUUUCUCCCACGGAGACCACAUACUCCUGCAGAAAGGCUCACAGUUAAACCAUCUGAUGAGAGACAGACUGUGGAUGUUCCUUUUGCUGGAUCCCCCAGGAAGAUUCGGAAUCGUGCUGUAAAGAGCUCCACUCACCUGGAUCGCCGCUCCAUGCCUGCCAUGGGCUACAUGACGCACACGGUGAGCGCGCCCAGCUUGCACGGCAAGUCGGCGGAUGAUACUUACAUCCAGUUGAAAAAGGAUCUGGAGUAUUUGGAUCUAAAGGUGACAGGACGUGACACGUUGAAAGAAAGAAGUACAAAACCUGUCAAGAUUGCAGAAAGCGAUAUUGAUGUGAAACUAAGCGUUUUCUGUGAGCAGGACAGAAUUCUGCAGGACUUGGAGGACAAAAUAAGAGCCCUUAAGGAAAAUAAAGAUCAGCUGGAGUCUGUUUUGGAAGUUUUACACAGGCAGAUGGAUCAGUACAAAGACCAACCACAACACGCAGACAAAAUAUCUUAUCAGCAGAGACUUUUGCAAGAGGACCUGAUACAUAUUCGGGCUGAAAUAUCCAAAGUUUCAACGGAAAUGGAAAAUGCCUGGAAUGAGUAUCUGAAAUUAGAAAAGGAUGUGAGCCAACUGAAAAAAGCCUUACAGGAGCAGAUGAACAGUUCAUUGUUAUCUCAGGAGAAAACACAAAUACAAAAAGACUUAUGGAGAAUUGAAGAUGUUACAGCUGGCUUGAGUGCAAAUAAAACAAACUACAAAACCAUAGUAGACUCUAUAAAGAAUCCAGAGAGAAAAACAGUGCCUUCAUUUUCUCAGUCUUCAGUGCCUUCCUUACCAGCUUCCCUUGCUGCUGUGGAGAGCAAACUUUCAGUCCCGCAGAGCCCUCCACGCAGUCCGGUUAAAUCCCCUCUGGAGGUCAGGCUGUAUCCACAGCCUUAUUUCCAGACCAGGACACAGCACCAAGCACAGCAGCUGAAAAAAAUCGAGCCACCUCUUCAGUCACCAGUAAAGCUCAAGCCAAAGGUUGAAGAUGAAGCACCGCCCAGACCUCCUCUCCCUCAGCUGUACAGUCCUGAGGAUCAGCCACCAGCUGUCCCACCCCUCCCGAGAGAAGCCACUGUCAUCAGACACACCUCGGUGCGGGGCCUGAAGCGUCAGUCAGACGAGAGAAAGAGAGACAGGGAGCUUGGCCAGUAUGUGAAUGGAGAUUACAGGGUGGAACUGCGUUCAUACGUGAGUGAACCAGAGCUAGCAAUGAUAGGAGGUGACCUCAACCUCCCUUCCAGUGCUUUAAUAAGCCCUGACAGUGGAUACCAGACAUUACCUACCCGUGGUUUGUCUGGAUCAACUUCCAGAUUGCACCACUCAUCCACCAUUUCAUCGUUUGCAACACUUCGAAGGGAUAGGUCCAAGGAGAGACCAAAGAGUGCCUUGGAACGUUUAUACUCUGGAGACCACCAAAGAGGCAAGAUGAGUGCAGAGGAGCAGCUAGAAAGAAUGAAGAGACAUCAGAAGGCAUUAGUGCGGGAACGCAAGAGAACUCUUAGCCAAGGAGAAAGGCAGCCUGUUUCAUCUCGGUCUUUCAUCAGGCCCGUGUCUGCAGACGUAGGCUCAUGGAAACGAGAGCAAGAAUUUGAUUUGCAGUUACUUGAGAGGGCAAUUCGUGGAGAAGACAAGGAUGAAAAUGAAUGGUUAAAAGUUCAGCCAGUAGCAGUGACAGAGACAGACCUGGAGCCUCAAGACUAUGAUUUAGAUAUCAGCAGAGAGUUGUCAAAACCUGAGAAGGUUGUAAUUCCAGAACGUUAUGUUGAACUGGAGCCAGAAGAGCCUCUUUCUACAGAAGAACUGGCGGCAAGGCAGCGUAAAGCAGAAAAGAUAAAGAAUAUUCUUACUAAAUCAAGUAUGCACAACCUGCAGCCUACUGUUGCCCAGGACAAACACAACUCGAUUGAUUUAGAUUCACAGCUGCAGGAGCAGGAGCGCAUCAUUACCAUUUCAUAUGCUCUGGCUUCUGAAGCCUCUCAGAGGAGCAAGGAGGUAGCAGCUCAGCAGCUGACCUAUCCACCCAAAGCACCCUCACCUUCUGUACCACAGCCACCUCACUCCCCCUUAAGCAAUGGAUUUCACUACACAUUUGUUUAAACACCUUCCAACCAAAGCAGUAAGUGAACACUGACAUGAGACUCCAGUCAAGUCCUGCUUUGCGACACCGUAUGGAAGACAGAGGAGAUUCUUUUCCAGGUUUCUGUGGAGAUACUCAUUGGCUGAUGACAUCUUCUUCUGGAAAGACAUUCAGAGAAUGAUAGGGGGAUUUUCUAUGAAAAUGAAGAGAACUGCAGAUCAUUUUUUAUUUACUUCAGUUUAGUUCACACUUUUUAUACAAAUAAACGGCACUUUUAAUAAACCCUGUAAAAUACUGACAAUGUAUUUUUAGAACUAUGUACUUUAGAUUUUUUUUUUAAAUCAAGGGCUGAAUUAAAUUUAAAAUACACUUCUUGCAUAGAUACUAAAAGAUGCUGUUACUUCCCCCUUGGGCUCAGAUGCACAUUGUAAAGUUCUGUGAAAAAAAACCCUGCAAAUUUGAGCAAACCUAGAAGCACAUUGAUAGGGUAUGGAUAGAGCUAACAUGGGUGACAGGUUUGGUGAAAGGAUGUGUCAGAUUGAAUAUUUUUGUAGAGUUAAUCACCCACCUUUUUGCCCAUUAAAUAAGCCAUUGCAAGAACUGUUAGCUUGAAUUUCUAAAUAUUAGUAACCACUGUAUAGCUGAAAUUUCCCAAGAAAGCCACAACAAAAGCCAGUUUUAACUCCCAUUUUUUUGAGAUCCCAGAGGAUUAACUUGCUGGUAUCAAUACACAGUUUGUUAGGUUGCCCUUGGCAGUAGUGCUGCCCCUCUGUAAUAAACAGCUAACAAUUUUUAAUUUUUUUUUAAAGUUGAGAUUUGGAAGAAGAUGAUUUUUAAUUAAAAUAUGUGAAGUAAGCAAUAAAUAUUAUAAUGUGUAAUUUGGCUAGUAAAUACAUAUUUUUCUCCUGAUUUUUUGUUUUCAAUAGACAUUACAAUAUGACGUACUGACUAGUAUGUGUCCUGGAAACAGCAAAACUAUCGGAAUGUGGCACCUGCUAAUUUUGUAUGUAUGUUCACCUGGUGCUUAUCUUUGCCAAACUUUGAAAUUCUGUGCUGUACUUAUGCACAGGGCAAAGGGUGAGGUGGCUAAAAUAAGGAGAAAAUAAGGUUAAAUGAAUUGCUGCAACUAUACUUUAAAAAAACUUGUGUAUGCAUCAAAUGCAAGACAUACAAAAACUUCCCAAUGUUAUGUAAUAAGUAGCUGAGUUCAGGUCUGGAUGAGAAAUAACUGAGAAAUACUUCUGCAGUAUUUUGUGAAACCACUAACUCGUUUAUUCCCUGUAUACAAGUAGAAGCUAAAAACUCCUUGGAAUUGUCCUUUGUGUUUCAGACUUUAAGACAAAUCAUAUUAUAUUAACACUAUACGCAGAAAUAUUCUUAAAAGUAUAUAUUUAGCUAAUGCAAUCUAUUUUACCUCAAUACUGCCAGUAUCAACUUCAAAACCUUUUGCCAAAAUAAUGAUUUAUUUUUGCCUUUAUAAAAAAGUUUUGAAAGCAUAAAUAAAUAUUUUGCAAGAAAACAUUAAUUUAAAUAAAGUGUAACAGUUUGGAAAAUGGUAUAUGUACAGAUUAAAAUAUUAACAUAACUGCC